UGAUUGUUUCUCUCUUAGCGUUUUAGCAGAGCUGUAGCAAGCAAAACUUUUAUAUCCAUGCAUGUGAUUGCAUCUGAUGUACAGUGGGACCUGUGUUAGUGCAGAACAUGGGGUUGGUAACACAAUUGUUGUAACAGUAAGUGCACAGGGUUGCCUGCUAAUACUACCUUAUCUUUUAAACUUGUGUUCAGCAUGGGAGGAAAACAGAGGCUGCAAUGGAUUUAAAAUAAAUGUUCCAUUUAUAACUAGUGUUAGAUAAACUGUUGGUUUUUCCUCCAGGCUGCGUGAUAGCUUUAGAAGGGAUUUGUGAGUCACAGUUUUCAUAUUACAGCCAAUGUGCUGGUUACAAACUGAUGCUUUUCAAUCACAUCAUGCUUUUUGUGAAUCCCUUCAAUUAGCAAAUAACUCAUCUUGUUUCUCUCACACAGCAGCAGACAGCAAAAGCUGUAAACUGGAUUUCUUUCUUCGAUAUGAAAGUGUUUUCUCUGAGGCCCUUUCUGAUGCCCAGGCUGUGCUGAGAAGACUAGAAGAGUGCAGAGAAAUUGAUGCCUCUCAAAGGGAGGCUCUGGUUGCCCUGGCAGAGGCGGGGGAACAGUCGGUGUUCACAAAGCUGUUGGGCAAAGUAAAGGAUGCUCAGCCCCCGGAUGCACAGACCCUUGUGUCCUUACUGAAGCUGUUUCAAGACGUGAAUCCCACGCUGAGAGCAGCCUUGCUGGAGAGGGAACAGGACGGUGGGGAAGCCCUGCAGCAAACAGAGAGCACGGAAGAGGGAGAGCUGCUGACUGCUCGUUUGCUGGGAUGCAGGGAGGAGCUGAUCCAGAGUGUGACACAGCUGAGCCCCAUCAUAGAGCUCCUGGAGGCAGCAGAAGAGGGAUUCCUGACCGCCUCGGAGAAGCGGACUGAGAUCCUAGGGCUCUUGAUGGAAGGAAGUGGAGAGGAACCUGGGAUCAGGAAGUGGAAGGUGAAUGGUGAGUCCCAAGCUGAAGCUCUGGACAAAGAAGAGGACAGGGCAGGAGGUGCUGGCACCAAGGAACCGAAGGAACCACAAGGGAAAGCUUCUUCCAAGAAGAGUUUUAUCUGCAAAGCUUAUCAGAGCUUCAAUUUCUACUGCUGCCUAAAGGUGCACAUGAAAAGUUGUUGGGUGGCCAAAGGAAAGCAUGUCCAGUGUGAGGAGUGCACUGAAGUCAAAUCCACAAAGAAGGAGCUGGAGAAAGAUCAGCUGGAGGUCCAUGGAGCGGUGGGGAUGGCCAAGAAGAAGACAAGGCGGCUCCCUGUGGCUUGUGGCAUCUGUGGCUGAGAGUUUGCUCAUGCCUCAGUGGUCUGCGCGGUUUGUCCCCAGGGCUUUGCCGCGGCAGUGAAAGGGAGGAAGCUUGAAGAUGCCACUGGAACCAGGAGCGACCGGGAGAUGGUGCUCGAGGUCUUGUAG
This is a messenger RNA of Oxyura jamaicensis (ruddy duck), 1426 nucleotides long. It is a transcript of the gene ZBTB40, whose product is annotated as zinc finger and BTB domain containing 40. The record is from RefSeq and is a predicted model, not a curated record. Gene Ontology annotation, molecular function: RNA polymerase II cis-regulatory region sequence-specific DNA binding; DNA-binding transcription factor activity, RNA polymerase II-specific. Gene Ontology annotation, biological process: regulation of transcription by RNA polymerase II. Gene Ontology annotation, cellular component: nucleus. Lineage: Eukaryota; Metazoa; Chordata; Aves; Anseriformes; Anatidae.